AAAACGUGGAGAUGCUGAUGAAGUAAAUUUACCCGAGAGUCCCAAGAACGCCCGAAAAGUUUUGCGGCCCCCACGAAGAGCGCCAAAAUAAGCCCCAAAAUACGUACUCCGCCAGCCAAAGAGAAGCAGAAGCCCGCUCUCCCGCUCUCGCACUCGCCUCAGAGCUCCACCAACAGCCAAUCCGACCGGAAAUCGUGUUGAAGCCCUUCUCCUCUGUCAGACCGACCAACUUUGAACUACAGACUCCCAAUUAUCCCGCAAAAUGCCGCAAAAGACAAACGGACACAGCGCCAACGGCUGCAACGGCAGCAACGGAAACUCCUAUGACAUGGAAGACGGAGCCACAUUCCUGUUCACUUCCGAAUCCGUGGGCGAGGGCCAUCCAGACAAAAUGUGCGACCAAAUCAGCGACGCUAUCUUGGAUGCCCAUCUGAAGCAGGACCCUAACGCUAAAGUGGCGUGCGAAACUGUUGCCAAGACUGGCAUGAUCCUGCUGUGCGGCGAGAUCACAUCAAAGGCCGUUGUCGAUUACCAGAAGGUGGUGCGCGAGACAGUCCAGCACAUUGGAUACGAUGACUCCUCCAAGGGUUUUGAUUUCAAAACCUGCAACGUGCUUUUGGCAUUGGACCAACAAUCGCCCGAAAUCGCUGCCGGAGUGCAUGUCAAUCGCGCUGAGGAAGAAAUCGGUGCCGGAGAUCAGGGCAUCAUGUUCGGAUAUGCCACCGAUGAGACCGAGGAGUGCAUGCCCCUCACCGUCGUCCUGGCCCAUAAGCUGAACGAAAAGAUUGCCGAGCUACGCCGCUCUGACGUCUUUUGGUGGGCUCGCCCCGACUCCAAGACGCAAGUCACCUGCGAGUACCUCUUCAACCAGGGGUCAGCAGUGCCGAAGCGAGUCCACACCAUCGUGGUGUCCAUGCAGCACUCGGAGAAGAUUUCGCUGGAGACCCUGCGCUCAGAAGUAAUGGAGAAAGUUGUGAAAGUCGUCAUUCCUGUCAAAUACAUUGAUGCCAACACCAUCGUGCACAUCAAUCCAUGCGGUCUCUUCGUCAUCGGAGGACCGAUGGGUGACGCAGGUCUAACGGGCCGAAAGAUCAUUGUGGAUACCUACGGAGGCUGGGGCGCCCACGGUGGCGGAGCCUUCUCUGGCAAGGACUUCACAAAGGUAGACAGAUCCGCAGCUUACGCGGCUCGCUGGGUAGCCAAGUCACUGGUAAAGGCUGGGCUCUGCAAGCGCUGCCUCGUCCAAGUUUCGUAUGCCAUCGGUCUGGCCGAGCCUCUGUCCAUAACUGUGUUCGACUACGGCACUUCCCACAAAUCACAAAAGGAACUCCUGGAGAUCAUCCGGCGCAACUUUGACCUCAGGCCCGGCAAGAUUGUCAAGGACUUGAACCUGCGUCAACCGAUAUACCAGCGCACCAGCACCUAUGGCCACUUCGGACGCGCCGGCUUCUCGUGGGAGGAGGCAAAGCCUUUGGAAACUGGCAACUGACUAGACGCUGACGCGCCACUACCGCAGUCACCGUGUGCUAAGAGAUGGAAGCCAUCGUCAUCGUCAUCAGCGUCAACAUCAACAGAAACCAUAACACCAACGUAAUUUUUAAUUCGUUUUUAAAGUCAAAAGACGGCGGAGCUAGCUGCAUUGUCAUGCGACUUCCUUUGGGCUUACGUUUCUUACUACACCUGCGCUCUUCGCUAUAUAAUUUAAACCAAUCUGAUGUGUGCAGUCUUUUCACACAACAUUAGUUGUAGACGUGUAACUAUCCGCAUAUAUAUACUUAAUAGAGAGCUCCACCACAAUUGAUGAGCUUUAGUUAUUCAUAUACAUAGUAUAGUGCCGUCACUCAGUUUUGUUAUCACAAAAAUUAAAGUAGUUAGUCUGACCUUCAAAUAUCUGCAAUAUUGGAACUGUAUAAAACUAACAUCCAACGCCAAGAAGUGGUGCACCAUUCUCAUGCCCUAAUUGUACACAUAUUUUUGUAUCUUUUAAUAUUGCUAUAUGUUGUAUAUGUUUAACCAAAAGUUUUUAAACAACUCGAUUGUAUGUAAAUUACACACUGUCUUUGUAUUUUCUGUAACCAACCAACCAACCAUAAGAUAAUGUAUUUUCCUUUACAAAAAUAUAUUAAUAAUACAGAUGAAAAGUUUGUAAUUCAUAAAAGACCUGUUUACAUAGACUUGGCAUUUCCAUUGUGAAAACAAAAGAAAUCAGUGCCAUGUCUGUGUUGCAAUCAAAAACAAAAAUAAAAACAGUCAACUAGUGUAUCCUGCUUCUGGUAUUUGACACAAUUGUGAAAAGAAAAGUUUAACCUGGAAUUAAGUAAUAUUGUACAUGACAAGCUAACUUUUACAUGACAAUGAUCAUUGAAAUAAAUGUAUUCGACUGUUUAAGAUUAAACAAUA
Drosophila ficusphila is the source of this 2400-nucleotide messenger RNA. It is a transcript of the gene Sam-S, whose product is annotated as S-adenosylmethionine synthase. The record is from RefSeq and is a predicted model, not a curated record. The transcript has 7 exons. Gene Ontology annotation, cellular component: cytosol. NCBI's taxonomy places the organism in Eukaryota, Metazoa, Arthropoda, Insecta, Diptera, Drosophilidae. Gene Ontology annotation, molecular function: ATP binding; methionine adenosyltransferase activity. Bases 263 to 1489 code for a protein of 408 amino acids. Gene Ontology annotation, biological process: S-adenosylmethionine biosynthetic process.